GCUUAAUCCAUGAGGGGGCAGUAAUGCACGUUUGCUAAAGCUCAGAGAAGAAGAAGCGAUCCUGGCAACAUGGCGUUAUACAGGCAGGCUGUGUUGCUGGACAGGCUGUUGUUUGCUGUGAAGUACACUCCAUGCCAGUCGCGGUGCUAUGCAGUAAAUCACAGGGCUCAGUAUGCUACUCCCACCAGUCCCAAUGAAAAGACCUUUGAUAAGAUCCUCAUCGCCAACAGAGGAGAAAUUGCCUGCAGGGUGAUGAAGACAUGUAAGAAGAUGGGCAUCCAGACCGUAGCUGUUCACAGUGAUGUAGACUCCAGUGCUGUUCAUGUAAAGAUGGCUGAUGAGGCUGUCUAUGUUGGCCCCGCUCCUACUGGUAAAAGCUACCUGAACAUGGAGGCCAUCAUGGAGGCUAUCAGACAAACUGGAGCACAAGCUGUUCAUCCUGGGUAUGGAUUUCUCUCUGAAAACAAGGAGUUUGCAAAGCGCCUGGCUGCAGAAGGAGUAACAUUCAUCGGCCCAGACACUCAUGCAAUACAAGCAAUGGGGGAUAAAAUUGAGAGCAAGCUGAUUGCUAAGGCUGCCAAGGUGAACACUAUCCCAGGAUUUGAUGGAGUCGUGGAGACUGCAGAGGAAGCUGUGAAGAUUGCUCAGGAAAUUGGCUACCCUGUGAUGAUCAAAGCAUCUGCAGGAGGAGGAGGGAAAGGAAUGAGGAUAGCUUGGAACAAUGAGGAGACCCGGGAAGGUUUCCGUUUCUCAUCCCAGGAAGCAGCAUCCAGCUUUGGAGAUGAUAGGCUGCUGAUUGAGAAGUACAUAGACAACCCCAGACACAUAGAGAUCCAGGUGUUAGCUGAUAAACAUGGCAAUGCUCUGUGGCUUAAUGAGAGGGAGUGCUCCAUCCAGAGGAGGAACCAGAAGGUGGUGGAGGAGGCUCCCAGUACCUUCUUAGACCCAGACACACGGCGGGCAAUGGGGGAGCAGGCAGUCCAGCUGGCCAAAGCUGUGAAGUACUCUUCUGCUGGGACCGUAGAGUUUCUGGUGGACUCUAAGAAAAACUUCUAUUUCCUGGAGAUGAACACACGCCUUCAGGUGGAGCACCCAAUUACUGAGUGCAUCACAGGACUGGACCUGGUGGAGCAGAUGAUCAGGGUUGCCAAGGGAUACAGGCUGCAGCACGAACAGAAGGACGUCCCUAUCAACGGCUGGGCCAUAGAGAGCCGUGUUUACGCAGAGGAUCCUUACAAAUCCUUUGGUCUUCCCUCUAUUGGACGGUUGUCUCAAUACCAAGAGCCACUUAACCUCAGCAAUGUCCGUGUGGACAGCGGCAUCGAGGAGGGAAGUGACAUCAGUAUCUACUAUGAUCCCAUGAUCUCCAAGCUGGUUACCUAUGGAUCCACACGAGCUGAAGCUCUGGCCAGAAUGGAGGAUGCUCUGGACAACUAUGUGAUCAGAGGUGUAACCCACAACAUUCCUCUUCUGAGGGAAAUCAUCACUCAUCCUCGAUUUAUCUCCGGUGACAUCAGCACCAACUUCCUGCCUGAGGUGUACCCAGAUGGCUUCAAGGGUCACCAGCUGGAUGUGGAGAGCCGCAGGGAGCUGUUGGCCGCAGCAGCAGCUCUUCACGUCACUUCUCAGCUCCGCUCACAGAAGAUCCUGGGCCAUCUCAGAGUGUCCUCAGCUCUGAGGGAAGGUAGCUGCUGGGAGCUGUGUGUGGAGCUGGGGGAGGGACGGCAUCAUGUGCAGAUCACCAAGUCAGGAGAUGUUUAUACUGUGGAGGCUGAUGGAGGAAAGGUAGACGUCUGUGGACAGUGGAAUCUGGCCUCCCCUCUGCUGCCAAUCACUGUUAAUGGUGCAGAGAGGAUGCUCCAGUGUCUGUCCUUGGAGGCUUCAGGAACCAUAGUUCUGCAGUACAUGGGCACACUGUUUAAGCUUCGGAUUUUAUCAAAUCGGGCUGCAGAACUGAACUCCUACAUGCCAGAGAAGGUUUCAGAAGACACCAGCAGCAUCCUGCGCUCUCCCAUGCCAGGAACAGUGGUGGCUGUGUCCGUCAAACCUGGAGAUACGGUUGCAGAGGGUCAGGAGAUCUGUGUGAUUGAAGCCAUGAAGAUGCAGAAUAGUUUAACAGCUGUCAAGCAAGCAAAGGUGAAGAGCGUCCACUGUAAGGCAGGAGAGACGGUGGGAGAAGGAGACCUGCUUGUUGAGCUUGAAUAAUACAUCCACUAUAAUCUCUGAUGUGACCUAAUCUCCAAGGACUGAUGGACAGAUUGUUUUUGAUUGGUCCACCAGCAAGGGGAUGGUGUUGAACACUAACAUUCAUCAGCUGUUUUGAACUGAGCUCUCUGCAUUACAGGCUCCAUUUUCUGUGCAUUUGAUUGUUAAUCUUUCUGUUGUUUCCUUUGGUAGUUUUUAUUAAAGAGUCUCUUUGCUUACAUUCCUAA
Messenger RNA from Girardinichthys multiradiatus, 2432 nucleotides. RefSeq names its product propionyl-CoA carboxylase subunit alpha (gene pcca). The record is from RefSeq and is a predicted model, not a curated record. Gene Ontology annotation, cellular component: mitochondrion. Gene Ontology annotation, molecular function: metal ion binding; ATP binding; propionyl-CoA carboxylase activity. NCBI's taxonomy places the organism in Eukaryota, Metazoa, Chordata, Actinopteri, Cyprinodontiformes, Goodeidae. Bases 70 to 2205 code for a protein of 711 amino acids. The transcript is spliced from 23 exons.